This is a messenger RNA of Daucus carota subsp. sativus, 2591 nucleotides long. RefSeq names its product cellulose synthase-like protein H1. Gene Ontology annotation, biological process: cellulose biosynthetic process; plant-type primary cell wall biogenesis. Gene Ontology annotation, cellular component: trans-Golgi network; plasma membrane. Gene Ontology annotation, molecular function: cellulose synthase (UDP-forming) activity. The transcript has 9 exons. The record is from RefSeq and is a predicted model, not a curated record. The coding region runs from base 139 to 2355 and encodes 738 amino acids. NCBI's taxonomy places the organism in Eukaryota, Viridiplantae, Streptophyta, Magnoliopsida, Apiales, Apiaceae.
UAAAGACACUUCUUGUACAGAUUCAUUAUCUAUAUAAGUCGAUCACCUCCAUGCUCCAUCUCUAGAGUGCUCUAACUUCAGUUAUCCUUGUAAGUUUGAGUGCGCCAGGUAUAAACAACAAAAAAAUAGAGUAGAACAAUGGCCAUCAAGAGCACUCUACCACUCUAUGAAAGGGUUCAUCUCAAAAACAGUAUACCACGAGCAGUGGAGCUCCUGAUCCUCUCUCUUCUCAUCUCUCUCCUUGCGUAUCAUCUCAUUUCUCUAAAACAACAUGGAAUCCCUACCCUGCUUGCUUUCCUAUGCGAGUCCUGCUUUGCAUUUUGUUGGAUUCUUGUUAUCAACUGCAAAUGGAAUCAAGUCAAAUACAUACCAUACACAGAUCGACUCUCAAAAGUGGUAUCUGAGCUUCCAGCGGUAGACAUAUUUGUGACCACUGCUGAUGCUGAACUAGAACCGCCUAUACUGACAAUGAACACUGUGUUAUCAUUGUUGGCAGUUGAUUAUCCACCUCAGAAAUUGUCUUGUUACUUGUCUGACGAUGGUGCAUCUCCUCUCACAUAUUACUCUCUGGUUGAAACCUCCAAAUUUGCUAGAAUUUGGGUUCCUUUCUGUAAGAAAUAUGAGAUUAGUAUCAGAGCUCCUUUUCGAUAUUUUAGUAGCUGCUCAAAACCAUCUGAAGACAAUCCCUUCGAAUUUCGACAAGAAUGGAAAACAGUGAAGGAUAAGUACGACAUGCUAUGUCAAAAGAUUGAAGCUGCGUCACAAACUAAUGUCCCUUCCGAAGUUUUCUCAAAGGUGGACAAAAAGAAUCACCCCUCCAUAUUAAAGGUAAUGAUUGAAGAAGAGGAAGGUCUGCCCAACCUAGUCUACAUCUCAAGAGAGAAGCGUCCAAAGCAUCCACAUCAUUUCAAAGCUGGUGCUAUGAAUGUUCUGACAAGAGUAUCAGGAUUGAUGACAAAUGCACCUUUCAUUCUGAACGUGGACUGUGAUAUGCAUGUGAAUGAUCCACAAGUUAUUCUCCGUGCAAUGUGCAUAUUUUUUGGUGUAGAAAAUGAAAAGGAUUGUGCCUUUGUUCAGUUCCCACAGCAGUUUUACGACGGCUUAAAUGAUGAUCCUUUUGGAAACCAAAUGGUCGUCCUGUUUAAGUAUAUGGCGCAAGGACUAGCGGGAAUUCAAGGACCUUUCUAUGGAGGAACAAAUUGUUUUCACAGAAGAAAAGUUAUUUAUGGACUAUUGCCCUUUCACAAAGCUACCGCCGGAAAACUUACUGAUGAGGACUUGGAAAAAAGGUUUGGGAAAUCAAAUAAAUUGAAGGAAUCGGCUGAGCAAAUUUUAUCAGCAUCCCCACAUAGUCAGAGGCAGGGCGGACUUUCCAGCUCUGUGGAAGCUGCAAAACUAGUUGCUGGUUGUGCCUAUGAACACGAUACCUGCUGGGGAACAGAGGUUGGAUGGAAAUAUGGAUCUGCAACUGAAGAUAUCCUCACUGGACUUGGAAUCCAAGAAAAAGGAUGGAGAUCUAUAUAUUGUACACCUGACUCGCCAGCUUUUUUGGGAUGUGCUCCAUCAUGUGGACCUUCCACAAUGAUCCAAACUAAGAGAUGGGCCACUGGGCUUCUCGAAAUUCUAUUUAGCUCUAGAAGUCCAAUUAUCUCGACCAUCAACGGGAAUCUCCAGUUCAGGCAAUGCCUAGCCUACAUGUGGGUCUUAAUUUGGGGUUUACGCUCCAUUCCUGAGUUGGUCUAUUCUCUUCUGCCUGCCUAUUGCAUCAUUACCCACUCGCACUUCUUGCCCAAGGUGAACGAGCCAGCUAUUCUUAUCCCUGUCACAAUUUGUGUGACUUAUAAUCUAUACACGCUAUCAGAGUACCUCAGAAUUGGGUUAUCUACUCGUGCAUGGUGGAACAACCAACGAAUGGCAAGAACAAAUUGCACUUCAUCAUGGCUAUUUGCCUGUUUCAGCAUUUUUCUAAAGCUCAUAGGUUUGUCUCAAACAGCUUUUGAAGUAACGCAAAAGAACCAAUCCCAAGACGAUGAUGGGGAUGACCAGAAGAAUAAAAAUUAUGGAAAAUUCACAUUUAAUGAGUCUCCCAUAUUCAUACCGGGUACCACUAUUUUGCUAGUUAACUUGACAGCUUUGGCGGUCGGAGUGGUAGAUUUUCGACAUACCAGUUAUGAUGAGAGUGACGUGGGGGUAGGAGAAAUAAUAUGUUGUUUAUGGGUAGUUUUAUAUUUUUCUAUAUUUUUAAAAGGGCUGUUCGGGAAAGGGAAAUAUGGGCUUCCAUCUACAACUAUCUUCAAGUCCGGAGUAAUGGCAUUAUGUUUCAUGCACUUCUGCAAAUGGUCUGUAAAGACUUGAGGUCUAAAGAAAAAUCUGCUGUUUAUCAAAUUAGUCUGAUUAUUUGUUUGGGAAAAUAAAUUGAAGGAACGAGAGUAUGAUCGUCCCUGCAAACCUGCAAUGGCCUUGGACAGUUGAUAUAGUUUUGCAGUUUAACGCAACUGCAAUUGAAAUUAUGCAGUGUGCUUUGUUUAGUAAACAGAAGCCUAGAGUUUCAACCUUAUCUGUAAUAUGCAUUUCUGUUUUUUUAAAAUCAA